GUAACCUAUAUUGGUGAAAUUGUGCCAACGCACGGCUUUUCUAGUCUUAAAUUCAUUCCUGACACUGGUGACAUGGUGAUGGUUGCUUUGAAAUCAGAAGAAGACAAGGGUGUAACAGCCACCUAUGUGAUUAUAUUUACAAUAUCCGGUGAUAUUCUCUUGCCUGAAACUAAAGUCGCUGACCUCAAAUAUGAGGGAAUUGAAUUUAUUUGAAUGUGUUUUUCCCUUUUCCUAAAUUAAAUAUUUGUUUUCUUUAACCAAAA
This is a messenger RNA of Bemisia tabaci, 263 nucleotides long. Lineage: Eukaryota; Metazoa; Arthropoda; Insecta; Hemiptera; Aleyrodidae. The record is from RefSeq and is a predicted model, not a curated record.